CUCUUUCACUGCUGUUACCACGGACGUUAAGAAGCUUCAACAGAAGUUGACAUCAGCAGGAGAGUGCUCAGAAACACCCAAUUGAAAACAUCUCUCUUUUUUAUGGUGUUUUUUGUUUUGUUUUAUCGACAGAUUGUAACAUGGCCUCGAAUAGUAAUUCCCUGAAAGUCUCUCAUUCGUGGAAAGAACAGCCGUGUCAUUUCACAUGGAAUCUUUCUGCUGGUGUUCUGACUGAUUUUGAAAAGGUCACACGGAACAUAGAUCACGAUCUGGAGGCGACCCCUGACUUGCUUCAGGUUGACCAACUACUGUUUCGAGCAUAUCUAGAGGUAUCAGACGACCGGUCAUGCUGGGAUGUCAUGAAAGCGCGGGAAUUUCUGAAAAAAGCAGACGAGUACAUAGAAAACCACACAAGACCGGAACUGCAGCCUGGUUACAGAAGGGUGGCACUUCUCAACCGUGUAUGGAUAGAACAUAAAUGUCACAGAACUGAAGAGGUCGAAGAGCUCUUGUCUAAGCUGGAUGAUUUAAGAUGGUGUGAUAUAGAUAAACUUGUUGUGGAGACGCUGUUGGCAAAUGCUCUUACUCGUUUGGGGCCUCCCAUGAUUACAAGGUCUCUGCAGAUCUACGAGGAGGCACUGAGGCACUUCCCUGAUAAUGUUGGAUUUCUCUAUGGAGCCAUGCUAAUGACCGGGAGGAAGAUGCGAUCACAGAGAGCUAUUGGGAGCAUGUAUGAAGAGCUGGACGAAGACGGUAAGAAGCUCAUGGACCAGGAAAAGGAAUACUGCGAGAAACUAAUCAAAGUAAACGACAAGUACCAACUUGGCAAAGCAUCACUUGGACUGAACUUGAGUCGACGACGGGAAACAGCCGAGGCUCUAAAACUCCUGAAAAGUGCACAUAAAAUGGCUCCCGAUGUGACAUCUGUUUUUCACAACUUAAUGAAGUGUUACAGAUAUUCUGCAAGUGAAAAAAAAACCAUACCUUUAGCAAAACUUCGUAAAACAAUAAAUCGUAGAAAAUGUCUUGAUGUUCCCGAAAGUCACCAUCAGCUUGGACUGUGCAUCCUCUAUUCGAAUAAGUUUUCCAAAAACAGGGCUCUACAGAAGGCGCGUCGAACGGAGGCCCUCGAGGAGUUUAACAAAUGUCUAGCGAUCGACAAAAUGCACAAUAUUGCUUCAUUGAAAAAGGCUGAGGUACUGGCCCUUCAACAAGAACAUGAUGAAGCAAAGAGGCUGUACGAGGACAUGCUUCAAAAAUCAGAACAUUAUUCACCAUAUGAUAUGUUAAGACUUUACUUUGGAUUUGCAAAGUUUCUCAAAAGCAUUGGUUCCCCUUCCAUUGUCAUGUGGCAGAAGGUGAUGGAUGUUAUAACUUCAUCAUUUGAAUACAUGGAUGACAACUCGUGCAAAUGGGAAAUAAGAGCGCAAGCAAAUAGUGAAAGAAGGGCUGCAUAUAAGCACCUAUCUAGCCACUACUCCGAGGAUCAAGAAGAUGGGGGCUUACGCCUUGGUAUUUUGCACUUCCAGAAUCUGGAUUUUGAAGAGGCCGUAAGGAGCUUAAAACUGCUGGAUCCAACAACAAAUCUAGAGAUUCCAUGCUACCUCGCGGAAGCGUAUCUAAAAUGGGGUCUUGAACAAGAAAUGAGCAACGAAUCAACGGUACAUGCCAGAGAAUGUUUCGAUGAAGCUCGUCGGAAAGUUCUAAGUGCAAGAGAGCUAGGUCUGAACCAAAUACGAAGUCGGAAGUUGCUGUCUGAUACCGCUCUAGCUAUCGCCCAUUCCCAUCUGCAUAUGCACCAGUCUGUCAUACCAAUCGAGUCCGAUUGUGUCAAGUCAUACCGUGAAGCUGUGAGAUGCGGAAGCCUCGUUGCAAGCGUGGAAGUGCUACGAUUGAUUGAGAAAGAGUUCCUCCAGAACACGCCACGAUCAGAGUUCCUUCAGACCCUUGCAGAAAUAGACAUAUGCUGUUCACAGCGCGCGACUGAUUGCCUGCAUCGAGAUGUGAAACCACGUUCCUUUGCGAAAGGUUUGGAAAGUCGAGACACAGACAUCGACACCUUCGCUGUGGACUGCAAGACGAUCAAGCGAAUGAUUUUGACCACUUUGAAUGAGAACAACUUCUUCAGGCAGGCAUGGGUGCAACACUUCGCAAUGGAGAAGAAAGUACUCGAAGAGAGAUUCCAGAACAACGAUGGGGAGCUAGAACUAGAUGGACGGGGGGAAAUUUCAACCAGAAGCGUUUCCAUGGAAGAGAUGUACGCUGCCAUUGACUGCUGUGAGAAAUUGCGCCCUCUGUUGGACCACAUCAUUGUCAAGUUUGAGAAAGAUGAACUUUAUGUACAAGAAGAGCGGAAGAAACACUAUUUCCCGCUUGUCCUUGGGGAGGAAGAUUCCGUAAGGACAGAGGAAGUGCUUCGAGAAAAACUUCAAUCAUACUUUGAGAUAAACUUUGAAGAGCACUAUCCAAAUCUUUUCAAGAACCUCCUUCAGGUACAGCCGGGCUACAACUCCCAGAACGCCUUCCUAGAAACACUCUACACUCUGGUUAAUCAUGUCAAACACAGCGGGAUACACACACACGACAUCUUGGAAAUAGUUGAGGAUCCAGUGAAGCUUGCUCGCCAAUGCACCGAUAAGGUUGAAGAGAUAAGCAACUUCUUUUUCGACGCCAUGAAAGACUCAUUGGAUUUACGAACGAAGGUUGGAGAGCUAGUUACUGAACUGAAGGAUUUAGGACAAGCGUCUUCGUGUAAAAAGGCAGAAAAACUGUUGGCGAUACUAGCUGAACACGAAGAUUUCAUCGUGAGGAUGGGUAGUACCUGGAAGCUACUUGAGAUGCUGGCAGUAAUUCGACAGAGGGUGCAUUCUGACCGAUUUGAGGCAGUGGACAUGAUUGCAGAAGGAACAUGGGGCAUGAGUAAGAAUCUACGCAAAUCACACCUGGAACUUGAAGUGUCCCUAUUGCAGAAUGCUGACCCAAGAGCGCAAGAAAUUCGUGAGAAAUGUAGAGAUACUUGCAAGGAGGCGGACAUACUCUUAAAUGAAGUGAUGAAGAAGAAAAGACGGGGCCCACAAGAUGACGCAGAGGUUCAAUUUCCUUUUCUAGAUAGGCACCCAGGAAGUGAUACAAGUUCCUGGAAGGGAAAAGUUAAAAAGCAAAUCAAAAGAUAUCUCAAAGAAAAUAAUUUCAAUCCAACUGACGAGCUACUAAAGGUUUUGUCACAGGCACAGCCAUGCAGCAGUGAAGACAAUUACAACUUCCUUCUAAUGCGAGAGUUCCUCGAGAAUUGUGAGGAUGACAGUGGAUACAUUUCGAAAGAUACAGAAAACAAUGAGUGCAUAAUACCCAACGCCGUUAAACUUACUCGAUGGUGUACAGAUAAUGCUGAGAAAAUUGCCACCCAGGUUCUGCUUGCAACUUAAACCAGUUCUUGCUACUCAUCUUUAAUGUGGACUGUCAUCGUAUGCAAUGAUUCCCAUAAAACAUGGAUCAAACAGUGCACAAUAAAUAAUUUAAGCGGCAAUAAUAUACCUAAACAUAAUGGGUGAUGUGCCGAGAAGUAGAGUUAUUAUACACAUAAUGAAUGUUUAUGAGUGCAAUGGUGCGAGUAUGUUCAUGAGUUGAAAGAUGG
Asterias rubens (European starfish) is the source of this 3634-nucleotide messenger RNA. RefSeq lists its product as uncharacterized. Gene Ontology annotation, cellular component: cytosol. The transcript is spliced from 9 exons. Gene Ontology annotation, biological process: defense response to virus. Gene Ontology annotation, molecular function: protein binding. Lineage: Eukaryota; Metazoa; Echinodermata; Asteroidea; Forcipulatida; Asteriidae. The coding region runs from base 141 to 3425 and encodes 1094 amino acids. The record is from RefSeq and is a predicted model, not a curated record.